This is a messenger RNA of Neohortaea acidophila, 826 nucleotides long. RefSeq lists its product as uncharacterized. The coding region runs from base 202 to 798 and encodes 198 amino acids. NCBI's taxonomy places the organism in Eukaryota, Fungi, Ascomycota, Dothideomycetes, Mycosphaerellales, Teratosphaeriaceae. The transcript has a single exon. The record is from RefSeq and is a predicted model, not a curated record.
AAGGCUGGCAUCCAUCUUUGCAUCUAAGCGGCAUUUCUUCCUUCAUUACAUACUUCAUGGCCCAUCUCUGCCUUCUGAUUCGGUCGCCUCUGUUCGCGAUUCACCGAUGACUCGCCACCUCGUCCGGAGGUCGUUAUAAAUAUUCCCAGCCUUGCUGCCUUUUGACCGUUCUGUCUGGAUCCCUAACAUCUCGACACUAUCAUGGCGACCACCACCUUCGAUCCACAGACAGAAUCUCCGCUGUCCAGCCUGCCGGCUGAACCGCGAGACCGAAUCUACGGUCUCGUUCUCACGGUGUCGACAGAGGAUGGACCAGCCCAGCUGGGGAAGUCGUCUUCCAAGAAGCAAGCGCGCCCAACCUGCCUCUCACUCAUCCAGACAUGUCGUCUGAUACACUCGGAAGCUCAAACGAUGUUCCACGCUGUCAACUUCUUCAAGAUCAACGUCGACCUCAUCCGCAGCUUUACCCGCAGGACCUCCAUCGACCGCCUCAACUGCAUCACCAUAUUGACGGUGCAAAUUUCCGAAAAAGCUGAAUGUGUCACCCGCGCGGUGAAGUCGCUCACUCGUCUAGCCAAUCUCAAGAAGGUCACCAUGAAAGUCGAGAUGAAGUCCAUCAAGUUCUUCGCCGAGCUCAUCGCGGAGGUGGAAAGGGGCUUUGUGGCCGAGGAGAUCAAGCGCAAGACGAGUCUUGAGCAGGUCAAGGUUAUUGCUGUGGGGAAGGACAAGCCGAACCUGGAGCUGUAUGCGUGGGAUCCUGAGAAUGGUGAACGGCUGGUGGGAGAUCCAUUCGCGUAGAAGGUAGUUUCUGAAAUCAACGAGAACA